UUAAUCGAUUAUCCGUUCGUCCGUCCGUUCGUCAGCCUAUGUCCGGCGGAGGUAAACCAUAUUGAUUUUUUGCGAUGAUCGCUGCUGCUACGGGCGGUGGUGCGCGGGCCGUGGCAGUUACGUGAGAGGUGAUGCCUGAUGCCUUCCUCCUGGUCCUGCUGGCGGCCGCCGUUCGCACGCUCGUGUCGACGCUGUGUGACGUGAGGGGGUGGUGUCGACGAGGGACGACGCGCGUCGUGGUGCCGGUGCCGUUGUGGUGUGCCGUAACGUAGGCGUAACGUGGCGUGGCGUGGCCGUGGCCGUGGCACGGCCGAGACGAUGCCGUUGUCGGUGCUUCGGCUUCGGCACCGCGGCCGCGACAUUUCCAUGGAAACGUAGACGCGGCCUGGUGCGUGCGGGAGCGAGCAGCAGCAGCAGCACCUCCGCCGUCGCCACCACGUCCACUUCCCGUUCCCUGUCGUCGUCGUCGUCGUUGUCGUUGCGCCGCGCAAUGUCGCUCGCUCGCGACUCGCGUGCGGUUAGGUUAACCUGACGCGGGACGACGCUCGCGCCAGUUCGACGUUCGACGACGAGGGGACCCGACCGUCGUCGCUCGCGACUGAAUUAGGAAGCACGGAGGAUCCGAGUUUGGCGGCCGAGUGUGACGUUUUCUCUUGCCGGAAGGCCAGUACAGCCCAGAGCGAUCAUCUUAGUGCUCGCAUGCCAUUACCAUUAGAUUUUGUACAAUGAGCAGCUGGACAGAGAGGAUGCAUCGACGCGCUGCUACGUUAGGAAAUGUUGUAACCAGCUGUGGACAUCCCGCCUCAGAGCCUCCACACCCAAGACGCCUAGAAAAAGUCAAGUUUGGUGUACCCCUGAACGAAGUGUGCAAGAAUGAUAUUCCUGGCCCAUUACUGGUCCUUAUAUUGAAAUUGAACAAGGAAGCUCCACUUAGAAAAGAUAUCUUUCGGGCACCUGGUCACCAGGGUAAUAUGAAAAAGCUGGUGCACUUCCUGCAAACUGGACACUUGGUCAACAUGGACAAUUUUAGCGUUUACACGAUAGCCAGCGUUCUGAAAAAGUUUUUACGCAAAAUACCCAGUGGCAUAUUCGGUAAAGAGACGGAGCAACAACUGUUUGCCAUAAUCCAGCUAGAUAGCGUAGAACAACAGCGGGACCAGAUACACAGAUUAAUUACCUCCAUGCCGAUAUACACGCAACGGUUACUGGUACUGCUAUUUGGAACAUUCAGAGUAGUAGCGGUAAAUUGCGAACGAGCGCACACGGGGAUGACCAGCGAGGCUCUGGGGGUAUCCGUGGCACCCUCGUUCUUCCAUAGUUGCGUCAGCGACGGCAAGACGGCCAAGAUGGAGGAUGUUUUCAAAUUUAAGAUUGCCACACGUAUCACCAAGUUCAUGAUAGACAAUUUUGGUGUUUCCAAUUUGUUCGGAAGGGACAAUUACGAGUAUUACGCGCGCAUAACUGGUCGGAUAUUAAAAGUGGAGGAAGAUUGGAUCUUUAGUUUCCGAUAUCCGCCGGACACUCUUGUAUCGAGACAACUGUCGCUGGAAGCCGAAAAGUCAUGGUUGCAAUACGAAUGCGAAAAAUGGGGACUAAAGUUUAAUUUAGAAUGUAUGUCCCACCAAGAGGAAUCGCAGUCAACUCCGGCGUUGAUUCACGUGCCGGAGACCGUGAAUCUCACGUCAUCAUUAGGCAUGAUUCCAGAGAAUACCUUACUCGAGAGUUACACGCGUCUCUCGGUUAGCUUAGAAGAAAACGGCCUGUUCCAGGCGCCCAGUCGUUCGUCGAGUAACGGCAGCCAACAUUCUAAGCGCGGGACGGCGGGUAUGACGCUGGAAGAGCUUCGCGCGGUGAAUCGCUAUGCCGAGAGUACAAAGAGUCUCAGCUAUUUGCCACAGGUUCACGAGAGGCAAGCCGCACGGAUGCGAACUAGAUCUGAAUGGUUUCUCACGCCCAUAGUGGCUACGGACAGUGAUCCCACGGCGAUACACAUUCUACGUGGUUCCAAUCGGUCUUCCUCUGGCAAUAUCGCUACGGGUUUGAGUGCCAGCGCGGAGUCGGUAAAGCGGCCGAGUCUUCGGAGAACCUCCUCCAGGGAGAAGCAACGCUGGCAUCGCAAUUCGUCCCGUCGCAACAAGGAGAACGGCACUAAGGGAGCCGGCCGCUCGGCGACAGCAGCAGCGGCGGCGGCGGUGACGGAAGCGUCUAAGUCGCGUUCUCUGGAGGCGAUUAAGACCGUGAAGAUAGUGCGUGUGAUGGCGGCGGAUCAGCAGCAGCCGACGACCGAGAAGAUGUUGGACAGCAGCCAUAACGAGAUCUUCGAGGAGCACGCAAAUAAAAAUUAUCAAUCAGAGCGGUUUCAAGCAUCCUGCAAAGUCACCCGGUUGACACGGUGCCAUGAUUUACUUUCAAAGGCCGACUUAUCUACAUGUCAGUUAACACUUUUCUUUUAUCCUUUCUCCCGCACCUGUUACGAAUCAGAGCGGAUUUUAUUUGAAACGGGAGUUUUGAAAGGUAUUCUUUUUUUCUCAUCUUUUACGACCGCAACGGCAAUCAAAAUGAAUUCUACGAUGUGUGUGCACAAGGAUGAGAAUCGGAAAGUGAAAGGAGCAAAACAAGCCGGCGAUUACGCGUGCCUCAGGAAUCCGACGUUUCGAGAGAACUUCAAUGUCUCUCGUUCGGUUUCGUUAAAAAAAAAGGAAGACAUUUUUUGUGACUCACGCUUCGAAGAAGGAAAUAUUAAUUCUACUCUAUUCGUGCCAAUACUUUUUCCUCUCUUUCUCUCUCCUUGUCGUAUGUGUUAUUUUUUCUUAUAUUUUUUUUUGCAUAUUUUGUUGUAUCACUUGCUUCCUUAAUUAAAGUUUUAACGUUCUUACCCUAAAACGAAAAUGAACAACUUCAUCUUUUAUCUUAAUUUUACAGACGUUAAUCCUUGACCUGACGCCCGAUCGUCGAUCAACGGUACUCACGUUGCCGAAUUCAUACUUCCUGACACAGUGGUCGUCCUUGCUCAUACCUUGCUGUCGCAACUCGGAGAUGACCACCUCCGAGUUCCGAAAGGGGAAAUCCCGUCUCUUCACCGAACCGAAUUAAUUCGAGAGUUAGGUAAUUCGCACUCGGGACCCGGAGCUGUUCGGCUCGUGCUGUUCGGAGCAAUACGAUAUGUUAUGCGAUCGCGGUGAGCCGCGCGGCGACGACGCGGCGCAGUAGCUCGCACGAGCGAAUCGCCGUAGGAACUGACUAAUUUAGACUGAGCGGGAGACAUUAUCAGCGCUUAUCAACCGCGACCCCUGACCAGCCGGCCAAUAAACCGGCUACUCCCCCUUCCACGGGAAGGCUAUCGUCGAAAAUCUUCGGAAGUCUCAUCUCGAUCGUGUAAUAAACACGAUGAUGUUCUCCCUCCGGUUUAUUGCAUUUGCAAUAGCGAAACCGUCUGGUUACCGUUAUAUCCAACUUAACUGUUGUAGGAUGCAACCAGUUGUUGAAUCUAAUAGCUAUAUAAACUAGUUCUUAUGACUAAUUAGUAAAUUAUUUAUAUAUGGUAGCUAAUUAAGUUGCGUAGUAUGAGGAAAUUAUCAUUAAAUUGUCAGCAUUAUUACUCAAGUAUUUCAAUUAAAUACUUGAAAAUUGACGAGAGUUAUUUCUGGCGAAAAAAUAUUUUUGAGAACUUUUCAAAUUUAUAUGAAGAUUUUUUGAAAAUAAUCUUCGGAUUUUAUAAGUUUUCUUGGAAAGUCAUAGAAUGAGAAAUCUCUUUUAGAAUUCCUGUUUCAAAAAAUCGAUAUAAACAGAUAUGAACUUUAUUGAAAUUUUAUAAUAAAGUUAUCGUUUCAAAUGGACCUACAUUUAAGCUAUUAUAGAGAAGUUAUUUAUUUCGAUCGUUUCUCAACAGUAUCUUGCUUAAAAUUAAAUACUAAUUUGAGCGUGUAUAUUUUUUUUAAACAAUUUAUCGAGUUAUCUAAUCCAAUCUGAAAAUUAUGAUUUGCGAUAUAUUGAUACUAUCACGUUCUUAAUUUAAGCAUGUUGUAUUAUGUAAUAUUUUUAUUUUAUAUUUCAUGCUUUUUAUACGUUAAUAAUUUUAAUUUUUUUCUUUUAAUAUAAAUGCGUGGCAGUAUUGAAUACACGAACGGUAAAUAGAAAGGCUAUAUUAGGUAUUCAGGACAUUGACCGGUAACAGAUUUAAUUAAAUACCGUAUACUUUUAUUUUUUUUUUUUUUCAUUACAGUUUCCUAUACGGCUUUGUUAGAUAUCUAAAAAUUUAGAAGAUAUAACUCUGAAAAAAAACUUUGUUAAACUAUCAAAAUAGUAACAACAUUAGUAUUUAGCUCGUAUAAAAAUAAUAAAAAUGAAAAUAAAGAGCAGAUAAAGGCCACAAUAAUGAGCAAACAGCGUGGGUGUCAAUUUGAAUAAUAUUGAAUAAGCGGCUUACUGUUACAAUGGAUUUCUGAAUACAUUUCAUCACUAUUAUUAUGACCUUUAUCUCUCCAUUUUAAUUUUUAUUUGUAAAGUAAUGUAGGCAUUGUAGGAAUGAUGUAGUCGAUUGUUGAAAUGUCAAAACUUUAUAAUAUUGUUCAUCAUGCUUAUGCAUCCUACACAUAGAGAAAAAUGUUUGAUAUUUGUGACUAAUAUGACUUUAUAAUAUAUUGCGUGGUAAAACGAUUAUGGUUAGGAAUUCCAUUUUUAUAGUUUCUGCUAUAGUGUCAAUAAUAAUUAUCUUAUGUUUAUAGUUUUACUGUUUACAUGAUAAUAAUAACUAUAAUCGCUAUAAUUUGCAUAAAAAAUAUAUUAUAGCAUCGAAAAUAUGAAUUAUAGUUAAAUUAUGAUAA
Messenger RNA from Solenopsis invicta (red fire ant), 4823 nucleotides. RefSeq lists its product as uncharacterized. Gene Ontology annotation, molecular function: GTPase activator activity. Bases 726 to 2855 code for a protein of 709 amino acids. The record is from RefSeq and is a predicted model, not a curated record. Gene Ontology annotation, biological process: signal transduction. NCBI's taxonomy places the organism in Eukaryota, Metazoa, Arthropoda, Insecta, Hymenoptera, Formicidae. The transcript is spliced from 14 exons.